Messenger RNA from Penicillium malachiteum, 2607 nucleotides. Its product is annotated as HET domain-containing protein. The record is from RefSeq and is a predicted model, not a curated record. The coding region runs from base 1 to 2607 and encodes 868 amino acids. The transcript has a single exon. NCBI's taxonomy places the organism in Eukaryota, Fungi, Ascomycota, Eurotiomycetes, Eurotiales, Aspergillaceae.
AUGAGCAACGUUUUGACGAACGAGGAUUCAGUCAAUGAAAUCGUAGAUCAAGGGUUUUACCCAAUGAUCAAGUAUGGGGUAGAGAUGAUGGGAUUAAAACUUCCACGCGAUCCAGAAGAUGAUCAGUUCAGCAUCUCGAAGGAACAUUUUGAAAGUCACGGUCUCCCAGAUCAAAAUGACAAUCCAUCCGCCGAACUAUGCCAAGCAUGCGCGGGGAUGACCAUCAAGGCACUGAAAAGCGAUGAAGGCUAUCUCCACACGGAAGAAAUCGAGGACUUUUUCGAAUCUGCGAAAAUUUGCCCGCUAUGUGCUUUGCUUCAGAAAACGAUGUGUAAUGCUGUGCGCUUCCAUGUACAGCGCAAAGAGGAUAUUGAGGAUCCUAUGGAGGCACUACAUCUCUUUUCAGCAUUCAUGGCGGUAAAGCAUCAUUCUUACAUGUUCAAACCCACUCCAGUGAUUUUGAAACUUGAUCGAGGCGCUGACAAUGAUCUCAAUGGUGACUAUCUUGUCAUGGGAACCAUCAUGGCGAUACCAAUAGAAAACGCCAAAGCCCGUGUAUUAUUUUUUGGCAGAUUACGUCUUCAUGAUAAUAAAAGAAAGAGCGUGGUCCCAAUGCAACCGAGAGGGAGCGAUGAAGAGGUACUGCGCCGUCUGUCAGCAUGGCUAGAUGAAAGAUGGAAAGAAGUCCCAGCUUGGAGCGAUGCAUCAGCUGAGAAGCCACUUCCAACGCGAGUAUUGGAUCUGGGUCAGUCUUGUUUGGAGAGAUUCUCACAGAAAUCCCUGGAACAGGAUCUUCGAUUAGUGGAGUCAAACGACCAACGGGGUCACUACACAACACUAAGUUACUGUUGGGGUGGAUACGCCGAGUUAAGAACCACCAAAAGCAACUACCACGACAGACUCGAAAAAAUCAGGUUUGCAGAUCUCCCAAAGACAUACGCAGAUACUGUUCGGAUCACAAGAUCUUUGGGAGUUCGAUACCUGUGGAUUGAUGCACUCUGUAUUAUCCAAGAGGAUCCCAAAGAUUGGCUCCAUGAAGCCGGGUGUAUGUCAGAUAUUUUCUGGAACACAACUUGUCGCAUUGCUGCCAAUGAAGGGAAAGACCCCACCGAGGGCUUCUUUCCUCCCAAGGAAACACCGGUUUCUAUCAAGGUACCAAACCUGGUCAGUGAGGAGCUGAGUGCUUCCUUGUCAGACAUGGAGACGGAUACAAUCGAGGAGGACGAUAACAAAGGCGAUGAUGAUGAAGCAGACACCUUGGGAUUACCUGGCCUCGGAGAGAUGUCUGAAUCCGAAGAAGAUCCCAACACCGACAUCAAUUUCACAGAGUCCAUCAACCACGAUAUAUCAGAACAUGAGGAUGAAUUCACGCAUGAAUCUUUGGAUGAGAGUUCAUACAGUGAAGAUGACUAUGUCCACUUUGACCGCAGUCAAAGACUCGACGAGGAAGAGAACCACCUAGACAGCUCAGAUGUCAGCCGCCACCGAUUCUUAGACAAACUCAAUGGAGAAUUUGAGCGAAAUCUUGAACUUCAUGGCGACAAGCCCAUCGAGCCCGAAGAAGAGGAUGGUCCCCUUGAGAUGUACCUUACAUUCCCGAAAGCAUAUGCGAUCGAUGUAGACAGAGGGCACCUAAAUACCAGAGGAUGGGUCCUCCAGGAGCGGCUGCUGGCAUCUCGAACCAUCCACUUUACCAAGAAUCAUAUUUACUGCGAAGACCAAGAUGACAUAUGCGGCGAAGAUUGGGUUCGCCGAUACUUCACAUGGCGAAGCAGCAUUGACAAGACAUCCAAUUGUUCCCGAGUCGAGCUUUUCCCAGAGCUCGGCUUUAGCUCAACUGCUACCGCUCUUCGAAGACAUCAGAAACAUGAAAUAUGGUUUCAGCGAAGUUUGUACCGCAGAGCGGAUGGGCAAUAUGUGCCAGAACCAUGGCUCAAAAUAUGCGAGUUGUUUAGUCGAUGUGAGCUGUCAUAUGAUGUGGACCGAUUAGCGGCCAUAGCCGGUCUGGUCAAGAAAAAGCAAGAACUCCGACAAGCAUCUGCUGCUGAGGAUGGAGAGCAAGUGAAUGUCCAAAACUUCUUCGGAAUGUGGGAAGAGGAUCUUCAUAAUGAGCUGUGCUGGGUGGCUGCCGAUGAAAGCAAAGCUCGGUAUUUGCACAACCUGAACCUCCCAUCAUGGGCGUGGAUCGCUUACAAAGGACGCAUUGAAUUCACCCGAGACCGACGCUGGUCUCGCAAUCCCGGUCCUGUCCGCAUGGCUCCCAUCUCCGAGAUGGAGCUUUUCGCAUACGAUGUUCCCGAUAUGCUAACAGAGCUGCCAUUGACCAAAUCAGCAUCAAUCACAAUCCGCGCUCCCAUACGAAAGAUUUACUCCAUCUCGCUCAAGAAAACCAAAUAUGCAACAGAACAAAUCUCGCGAGAGGAGUUAGCAAAAUCUUCACCAUUUCACUUUGAUGAGCGGACUGGAACUAUGCCUAUCCCGAUGGCUAAUCGGAGUGGGUGCCAAGAAAUGUUUGAUGAAGAUGACAGACUUGUGGGUUUUGUCUCUUUUGACGAGGAUAGGCACCUUGUGGGGGGACCUGUUCUGUGCUCAUAUAUCAACAAUUAG